UAACGACCGCAGACCUUAAAUGUUUAGCGGGAGCCGUGGUGGAGAUUGUAUUGUGUCUCCUGGGUGUUCUUCUGUAUAUUGAUUGUUUUCAGUCAGUCUCUAAGUCUCUGGGAUGUCAUGGCUUCUAGAACAGCAAUCACAAUGGUGGACACUGAUAAUGUGCUGAAGUUCUUCGGUGAGAAACUUAAUGGCAUUAUUGAAAGUUUCAAAGAAAAUGAAAUAUGGUUGAAUGAAAUCCAGGAGGAAGCUACGAUGAUGUUUGUCAGUGGUUUUAAUGCAGAGCCUGAACUGAUGCCAAAAACUCCUUCAGAGAGGAAACGGCGUAGGAGAUUUCCAUCAAUGGUCCAGGAUCCAAAUAAAAGGUUUUCAAGAAGCAGAAGAAGUUUAAGACGUUCCUCAGUUAAGCGGAUAAAACUGAGAAACAGGGUCUUCGAGGAAGAAGACAAGUGCACUAAAAUGGUUGGGCAGACAGAGCCUGCAAGCCAGACUCGAUCAGCAUCAUGUGCUGCAACAACAGUCAGUCGAGAAACCGAGAAGACUAUUGUGGUCCCUGUUGCCCCUAUAAAUAGCAGAGUUCCAUUGGUUGACCUGUCGCCCAAUGGUUGCAAAAGUGCAGAAUUGCAUGGGAAGACUCAAGAGGCUUACAUGGGGCAAUCUGUGCAGAUUUCUGAAUUUGUGAACUUGCCCCAGAAAGCAGGCAAUAAUUCCAUUGAGAAAACCAAAGAAAACGUGAACAACGAAUGUGUUGAAGCAAUUUCAUUUGCACUUGAACCUGAGCAACUUGAAGAGGAGCUGCCAGCUGCACUGGCUUCUGAAGAAGAUUAUAGGAACUCUCAAAAUCCCACAAAAGUUGCCAUCAGCAGUUCAGAGAAUAUGACUGUUGCUGCAGUUAAGCCACAGGCCUGCAAAACCUCAAGAAUUCAAAAGAAAGAUAAUAAUUCUGAGAAAUUCAACUCCGCCAACCGGACUGAUGGGUGUAAGAAUAGUUGCAAACAUGGAGUGGAAAGUGUAUCUAGUGAUCCUGGGGUAUUGAGCAGUGAGGACCUUUUAUUGAGAGGGACCGCUUCACCGCCUAUUUCUGCCAGUAAGGUGGUUCAACCAAAGCACACAAAAUUUUUUCAUACAGUUCAGAACAAUCAGUUAUUCAAGACUCCUGUUUCUGUUGGCCGUUCACUGGUGAAGUCCUUUAUUUUGCGCAAGACUCCAGUGAAAGUUGAUGCCAAGGAGGUGAUCCAUAUGGCAAACCUUAAGAAACAAGAGCAAGAAGGAAAAAGAAUACACAAACUGGAGGAAGAGAAAAAACACAAAUUGGGAGAGUUUAAGAAAAAACAAGAGCUCCGGCUGAAACAUGUCUUAGAAGCUCGUUCCAGAGUUGAGCAGCAAGAGGGAAAAAAGAAAAAGAAAAUUGAACAAAAGCAUUUGCAAACUGACAAUAAAAAGGUGCGCAAGGAGAAAUUUUCUGAAGAGAGGGCAAAAAAACUAACUCUUAAGGAGACAGAAGGAGAGUCUCAAAAGUGCCAAGAGGAAGGCAGAAAACAGAGAUUACUACAGACGGAGGAACAACAGGAGGAGGGAGAGCUGCAGCGGCAGUGUAAACCGGCAGAGGCCAAAAAGCUUCAAGAGCUUCAGAGACCUGAGCUGAAGAGAGAACAGCAUGAUCUACAUUGGACUGCAGACAAGAAGUGUGAAGAAAAGCAGCAAGAUAACUUCCCGGUGAAGGAACAGGGAUGCCUGGCAAAAAAGGGGUCUGUCCAAUUACAGAAAAAGCAGGAGCAGACAACAUGGAAGGAAGCUCAACCAGUGAAGGAAAAGCCGUCGUCUUCUUCACAAGAGAAAGUCACAUCACGGGAAGAACAGCAAAUGGGAGAGCCAGAAAGUUGGAGUUUAAAGAGUGAGAAGACUCAAAGGACAUGGUUGGAACAUGACCAACAAGCUGAAGAGUAUAAGCUUGAAAGUUGGGUAAUAAAGUUGAAGAAGAAACAAGACGGAGAAGCCAGAGAAGUUGUAUCCAACAAAAAUGUACUGAAUAAAACUAUGGAGGUGCAUCACCCUGCAGAAAUGGAAUCUUACAGCAUGACUCCUGGUAGCUAUUCCAAAGUAAAGUUGCCCAAAAUAAAUCUUCAGAACUAUGGAAUGGACUUGAACAGUGACGACUCAACAGAUGAUGAGGAGAUGCCACGCAAACCAAUCCCAUCUUGGGCUGAUGGUAAAGAACUACAGCAGGCACUGUUAGAACAGUAUUAUCAUCCACUUAACUUGGACGAACUCUUCAGUGUCAUCAAACCCCCCAACCUUGAAGCCAUCUUUGGCAAAAGGAAGCCUCGUUACCUGAAACGCACAAGUUCUGCAGUGUGGCAUUCACCGCCUGGAUCAAACGUGUUUCAGAAUAUAUCGCAUGGUUUUGUUAAACACUGAAAUGUAUCUAUUCUGUUUCACAAUAACUUUUUAAGUACUGUAAGAAGUGAACAAUUUCUGGUCUGCUUUGACCUUUUCUGUAUUGUCUAUUUAAUUGUACCUGUUUGGAAAAAUGUGGGCUUAGUAACCAGGGCAAGUUUCUUAAACUAAUUUUAUUUAAUUUGCUUAAAGAGUUAUGCAUUUUAAGUUUGCAAAUUUUAUAUUAAGAUCACUUUCAAUUGAUUUGUUUAUUUGGAUGCAAAUUCUUUAUCUUUUAUCAGGGUAGUGUACAAACAUUUUAAUUGUGUUGGGACUGUGUCCAUAAGCAGAAUUUCCUAAUUUGGCAUAAUUGAUAAACUCUGUAUCCAGUACAUUUAAGAGUAAUGGGAUGGCUGGGUUUGGAAACUCAAUGGGUCAUUAAUGGGUGUUUCCUUAGAGUUGAAUUGGCAGAGCAUGCAAGGAGCUUUUGCUAUCAAUCCAGUUGUCUACUUCUCACUGCUUCUGAAAUGGGUUGGCAUUCACUUUCCAGCAUGUCUGUCCCACAACGAAUACUCCAGUGGCAUCUGGUGUUUCCAUGGAACUAAUUUGUCUUGAAGAAUAUUCUUCUGGACUACCACUGUUUUCCACCCCUGUCCCCAAUUCUAGAAAAUCACCUAUUGUGUUUAGAAAUAAACGAUCAUUUGGAUUGAGUGCAUACAAAAUUCACUUCCUCCUCUGCGCUAUGUUAAAUAUAAACCUUGCUGGGAUUUGUUAAAUGUUGAUGUGAUUUGGAGGCCUUGGAAUUAGAGGAUUGAAAUGAAGUUCUCUCAUGGAAGGUGUGUGUGUGAAAAUAAGAGGGAUGGUUAAGCAAGUCUUAUUUAUUGUUCCUCCCCGAACAGCUUGCUGACAUCUUGUUACUUGGGCUCAGAUGUGCACGAUGGACACUUUGGCAGAUUUCUCUUGGAACUGCAUGCUUUGUUUGGUGGGGGAAGGCAGGGAAGAAAUUGGAAACAAAAGAUUUUUGUGUUUCCAGUACUGCAUUGUAAUAAUGUGACCAUUUCAUACUAUGAAAUAUUAAUUAUUUCAAAUGCAGUCAGUUGUAUUGAACCCUGCUUUAUAUUGUGGAAGUGUUUUUGUAAAUAUCCCACAGUCCAAAUAAUGAGGAAAAUGCUUGUUUAAUAAAGCUUUACUGAUAGUAAACCAUUUUUUUGGUUUGAAACUGCUCAAUGCCACAAAUCACAUUACUCCUACUUGACUUUUUUAAUGUAUAACUAAAUUUCAAUAGUCUUUAGAACCAAUUGACCAACAGAUUUUAUUCUGUGUAACACUGCUUGGCCAAGGAUUGGUGAACAGCCGUUCAUCUGCAUUUCGUUGAGACUGAUAGUUUUUAAAAUGAAGAUCCUAUGUGAAAUUUAAAUUUGAAAACAAAAGUGUUUUCAGAUGAUGGAAUCUGGAGCAAAAAAAAAACUGCUGGAGGAACUGGAGUUUAGGCAGCAUCUGUGGAGGGAAAAGAAUGGUUAAUGCUUCAGGAGGGAGGUUUGCCAAUAUGAAGGAGGGAGAGGUGAAGUAGGUCGAUUGAGGAUGAUAGACAUAUACAGCCAGCUAGGGUGGAGGUGGAAGAUGGGCACUGAGGCUAAUGGGUGGAAAAGGAGGGCAAAAAGAACCUGCACAAGAGGGUGAAGAUGGAGGUAAAGGCUAGAAAGUGCUGAGUGGAAGUAUAAAAGCUGAACUUGUAAGUAAGGAAAGGUGAUAGAAUUGCAUGAGGGCUGAUGUAGAGUCUUCCUCUACCUUUACCUCUCCUAUCCUACUUGGCUCGUCCUUCCUUAUCCCUGUCCAUUUCCACUUAUUAUUCCCAGCCUCUUCUAGCUCCACCCCUUCCCCUCUACCAGCUGGCUCCAUUUGCUCCAUCCUUCACCUCAAUCUAGUUCCAUUAUUGCUUACCAGUCCCUAUCUCAUUUAUUCCUCUUACUUUUACAGUGGCUAUUCUUUCUGCAAGCUCUCAGACCUGAUGCAGGGUCUUGACCAGAAAGGACCCUGGCUUAUUGAGCAGAAAGGGCUUGUUACAAUGCUGUGUCUUUUUUAAAAAUCUUGUUCCUGACCAUGGAUUCCAACCCUUUCCCCAGGAAGUGUUUGAAACUGAACCAGACAUAUACUUGGCCAUCUAUCUGACUCUGACAUGAGUUUCUCAAGUUUUCAUCCGUGUUUUUGCUGAUCCACUUGAUUGAUCUAAUGUACUCCUUUUUAUCCUUGCAUGCAAUCUACUGGUAUUACAAUAAAUUUGAAUUUGAAAAUGCUUGAGUUGGAUACUUUAAUGUAGAGUUGCAGCUUAAUCAUGAAGCCACAGCACAGAGUGGUAGCAGAAAGGAAAUGUGUCACAAAAUAGAACACAGGACAAAGACAACUGGAGAGUACAAAUUUGUCACUUGUCUUUGUGGUCUUUACAUUUUGUAUGUCAAAUAAACAACAGGCCCCCAUGAGCACAAGAUACAGAUAUUAGUUGUUUCUUUGUAAUACUUUGUUUCUGCCAUCUCUUGCCUCACCAGACUCAUUUCUUAAGGUCUGAUUUCGUGCUAUUUCCACUUGUUCUGUCCAUUCCCAUAGAUCCAGGACACCCCUCAUGCCCUUCAUUUUGAUGACUUCCAUUUCCCCAGUCUCAACUGGUUUAUCUUUACCAUGCAUAUAUUGUCUGUAAGUCUCCACUCCCCAUAUUGAAUCUUGAACAAAGGUUGGUUCUCCAUUAUUCCACUCAUCCACUUGGCACAACUUUGUCCUUGCCCUUUAAAAUGUUUCUUCCAAUUCCUGUCUGAAGAUCAAAGGUGUGGGCAUUGGCAACAUCUGUAUUGUCGGCUGUAUAGAACAGGCCUUGUAACAAGCUCACUCCAGUUCAACUCUUGCUUCACAUCAACAAUGUGAUGGUGCUGCUUCCUGCAUUCAUGUGGAACUCAUCAAUUUCAUCAUCGUUACCAUUAACUUACACCCUGCCCUCAACUUUACCCAGACCAUCUGAUACCUCUUCCUUUUCCUGGUUCUUGCACUCUUCAUCUUGGAAUACAGACUUGCCACUGACAUGUAUACAAACACACUGAAUCUCAUCCUACCUUCCUUGGGGAUGCCAUCCUUUCAAUUUCUCCAUUUGUGCUCUCAAGACAAGGUCUUCUGUUUUGGGGUUUCUGAAGCAUCAUUUUUUUUCCUGAAACAGCUUCACCUUGGCUAUUAAUGGAGUCUUCCACAUAUUUCUUCCAUUUCACAUAUUGUUUGCCACAGACCCCUCUCCAGACAAGUGAUAAUUGCAAUUUUUGAGUAAUUUCUAAAAAAGAUUCUCUCCAGAUUUGCGUUCAUUUGUUGUUAUUUCAACGUUGCCAUGUUGAUUGAUCGUCAUUUGGCCUCGGGUUAGAUAAACCCAAUCUUAAAAUUGAUAGUGACUUAUUGUUAUCAUUGUAAAUACAUGUAAGGGCAAGGUUCCCAGAUAAGAACCAUCCAAGUAAGACCUCAAAGGAGGAGCUGGUGGAAGAUGAUGAUGUGACGCAGUGAAGGUGGAGAAAGACUAACAAUGAAGGGUAACACAACCAAACCCGAUUAAAUUUAAGGUAGCUUUUCUUCUUCAAAAAUC
This is a messenger RNA of Mobula hypostoma (lesser devil ray), 5983 nucleotides long. RefSeq names its product inner centromere protein-like. Gene Ontology annotation, cellular component: midbody; chromosome passenger complex; meiotic spindle midzone. Gene Ontology annotation, biological process: meiotic spindle midzone assembly; metaphase chromosome alignment; mitotic cytokinesis. NCBI's taxonomy places the organism in Eukaryota, Metazoa, Chordata, Chondrichthyes, Myliobatiformes, Myliobatidae. The transcript has 18 exons. Bases 118 to 2415 code for a protein of 765 amino acids. The record is from RefSeq and is a predicted model, not a curated record.